Molecule: messenger RNA, 5214 nt
Organism: Diprion similis
Lineage: Eukaryota; Metazoa; Arthropoda; Insecta; Hymenoptera; Diprionidae
Gene: shg
Product: DE-cadherin
Exons: 15
Coding region: 38-4636 (1532 amino acids)
Biological process (GO): multicellular organism development; cell morphogenesis; adherens junction organization
Cellular component (GO): catenin complex; adherens junction; plasma membrane
Molecular function (GO): cadherin binding; calcium ion binding
Source: RefSeq, a predicted model, not a curated record
UCGAUAAUACCUGAGUGUGAAUCGUGUGCGGUGAGAGAUGAUGAUGCUUACGCGGUGCGUGACUACUGUGCGACAGGACUCCGACGACGGCAGCAAAAUGCAAGAGGCGACGAGGCCCAGGAGGACACCGGCCCACGACGGAACGGCUGUUGCCCGACGGGCGAGGCCCCUCGUGCUCGUAUUGUUAGUGUUACUCCUGCGCGGAACGCUAGGCGAGGCUUUAAAAUUGAGACACUCGAGACACCUGGAUUCACAGGAUCAAACACUGCCCUAUAACGAGGAUGAAAUUUUCAGGCCAUGCUUUUUGUUCCAGGCACAGUCCUCGGAUAAUCAUAAUCAUAAACCAGUAUUUUCAAAAUGUGCGACCUACGCGCCGGUUAUCAAAGAAGAGGAACCGGCUGGUACGGGGGUCAUCCAAGUUCAUGCCGAGGACAGGGACCCCCCUGAUUCUGGAGGUACAAUUGUCUACUCAUUCCUUUUCGCACCUGGCGAGAGGUUGAAAUUCCAAAUCGACAAUAAGACUGGAAUGAUAAAUACUACUCAGAUACUGGACCGAGAUGAACCGGCUCGAGAAAAGGAAGUUUACCUUACGAUUUUGGCUAAGGAUAACGGUAGGCCCCAACUUGACGAUGUCUGUACGUUCAAAGUCACCAUCUCCGAUGUUAACGACAAUUCGCCUACAUUUGACAAAGUGGCAUACACGGAGUCGGUACCUCAAGAUCUUCCCCUUGGAAGAGAAGUCAUGAGAGUUUCAGCGACUGAUAUCGAUGAUGGUAACAAUUCCGUGGUUCGUUACAGUUUGACCUCUAAAAUACCCGAAGAUGAAAUGUAUUUCCGAAUCGAUAAAAACACUGGUAUCAUAUUCCUCAACAAAACGAUCGAUAGAGAACCUGACUACAAAUUUUCCUUGACAGCUAAAGCCGCAGAUCAAGGAGAGCAUUCAAAGCCCAGUGAGAUAGACCUGGAGAUAAGAGUUGUCGAAUCUUAUAAAAAAGCACCUGCGUUUUUGAACAGAACGUCAGAACCUUUGAGGCUGAACGAAAGCCUCAACGAUUUUGGACGCAGUCUUAUCAAGCUAAAAGCAGUUUCAAAUAUCGACGGAGACCCCGAAGUAGUUUUUCGACUAGUUAAUGGCCGAACCGAGCAGACUAACAAGGCAAAUACGUUCAGACUCGAUCAAUCUGGUAAAGAUGAAGCCGAUAUAAAACUGGCUAAGCAUCUUGACUUUGAAAGCAAUACAGAUUAUACCCUGAUAGUUCGUGUCUCAAACAAAGAACUAUUGGCUGCUGAGACUUCUAUCAACAUCGAAGUUCUUGAUGCUAACGACAACAUACCGAUAUUUCGUGACAUAAAAGAGGGUAGUGUAUUGGAAAAUGAACCACCGGGAGCUCCAGUGAUGCAAAUUCGAGCUAUAGACGCAGAUGGCACCUCUGCUAAUAAUCAGGUCUCCUAUGAAUUGGAGAGCCAUAACCAAUUUUUUGCUAUUGAUAAACUAACCGGUAAUCUGACAACGCGCACGACUCUUGAUAGAGAGAAAGUUGCGGUAUAUACUGUACAAGUAGUUGCAGUGGACAACUCACCUAGUGCCCUUUACCAGAAUGGUGAACCUAACAAGGGACGACAAGUCUUCACUGUCACAAUUGCUGACAAAAAUGACAAUCCGCCACACUUUACUCAACCAGUGUACACAGCUAAUUCCAUACCGGAAAACGCAAACCUCAAUCAUCCUGUGAUUGAAGUUAAAGCCAUUGAUCAAGAUACAGCUAGUCUUGUUACUUACAGUAUUAUAUCAGGAAAUACUGGAAACGGUUUCGAUAUUGAGCCUAACACAGGAAAGAUUUACGUCAAGAACCUACUCGACUAUGAAACUAUUACUGAAUAUAAUUUAACCAUUCGAGCUUUUGACGGUGUGUUUUCCGACACUGCCUACGUCAAGAUUUUCAUCGAUAAUGUAAACGAUACCCCACCUGUAUUCAAAGAUUUUAUGAAAGAUCCUACUAUUCAGGAGGAAAGCUUAGUUGAAGGGUGCAUAACCACUGUGUCAGCCUACGAUCCUGAUAUUGAGGAUAGGAAUGCUGACCAGCAUAUUGCGUAUUUCAUAUCCAAGGAACAGCAAAAGCCUUUCCUAACCAUAGACAAAUCAGGAUGUUUGAAGUUGAAAAAAUCACUCGACCGGGACCCGCCGGAUGGAUAUGACACUUGGGAGGUUCGGGUCGUGGCACGAGACGAGGAUGGAGGGCCAACUGCUUUGCACGCCACUACGACGAUUAAUAUUAAAUUGGAGGAUGUGAACGAUAAUGCACCUUUCUUGGAUAUGCCUCAACCAGUGGUAUGGUAUGAAAAUGAACCACCUGGAAAAAUAAUUGAACUGCAGGCAAAGGAUUGGGAUUCGGAUAAAAAUGGCCCGCCUUUUAAAUUCAAGAUCGAUGCGACUGCUGACGAAGAGUUAAAAUCUAAAUUUUCCAUACAAGACUCGAGUCUUUACGCCAAAGUAAAAUUUGACAGGGAAGAACGUAAAACCUAUGAUAUUCCAAUAGCUAUCACUGACAGUGGCUUGCCACCACAAACUAAUACAUCCAUAUUAAAAGUCGUCAUAGGAGAUCGCAAUGACAAUGCGAUGGAAGAAGGUUCUAGUAGCAUUUUUGUGUACAAUUAUAAAGGGGAAGCACCAGAUACAGAGAUUGGAAGAGUAUACGUUAACGAUCCAGAUGACUGGGAUUUGCCAGACAAGUAUUUCACGUGGGAUUCUACCCACGAAUAUUUUUUACUUGAUAAUCACACUGGUAUGAUAACAAUGCGAAAAGGAACACCCAAUGACACUUAUGUCCUGAAGUUUGUUGUCACUGAGGAAAGCAAACUGGUACCACAUCACAAGGUUAAUGCCUAUGUGAAUGUAACGAUUAAAGAAAUACCAGAAGAAGCUGUGACUAAGUCAGGAUCUAUACGGUUCUCAGGUCUCACUGCGGAAGAAUUUGUCGCACCCGGAGUAUCCGGUGUAAGCAAGAAAGAAAUUUUCCAAGUACAAGUAGCAGCUAUGCUAGAAACUGCGGUUGAAAACGUUGACGUAUUCACAGUGUUACAUUCGCCACAUCAUAACAACAAAAGUCUCUUGGAUGUUAGAUUCUCAGCUCACGGAAGUCCUUACUAUGCACCUGAAAAAUUGAAUACAAUUGCUACUCUCCAUAUUUCGAAGAUAGAAAGUGAAUUGAAUACGAGUAUAUUGCUUAUAAACAUUGACGAAUGUUUGUUCGAAAGUCUCCACUGCAAUAACUCUUGUCGUAGUAUAUUGGACGUCAGUUCCAAUCCAUAUGCAGUUUACACAAAUACAACUUCGUUUGUUGGUGUUAGAGCAGUUGUUGACGCUCAAUGUAUUUGCCACGUAGCUGAGCCAACUAUCAAUUGUUUGAACGGUGGGACUCCUCUGGUUACUAAGUGCGAAUGUCAACCAGGUUUUGAUGGCCCAAGAUGCGAGCUAUUGGCAAUCGGUUUCAACGGUGACGGAUGGGCUAUUAUGCCUCCUCCUGGCCAAGCCUGUGACGACUCGCAUCUAGGACUGGAAAUUACACCUCAAGUUGAGAAUGGGCUUGUAUUUUACUUUGGUCCGAUGAGCCAUAUUCCUAUUUUGGGUAUCCAAGAUUUCAUGUCUUUAGAAAUACAGGGAGGUCAUGCUGUUCUGCUGGUUGAUUAUGGUUCUGGGACGAUAAGGUUGGAACAAAACAAGAUUGAAUUGAUGGAUGGGAAGAGUCAUAGAAUCGACGUUUAUUGGACUAAGACUACGAUAGAAAUGAAAGUCGACAACUGCCAAAUGUCUUCCUGCAUGAAAUUGACAGUACCACAAGGACCAAAUGAAUUUCUCAAUGUCAACAGUCCCCUACAAAUUGGAGGUUCUCCAAUGAACCUUGUCUAUCUUGCAAGUCAGUUCAACUGGGAUUACAAACCGACGGACAAAGGAUUUACUGGAUGCAUACGCAAUAUGACUAUAAAUGGAAAUACGUACAAUUUAGGACUGCCAGAAUAUUUCAAGAACAUAGACUCUGGUUGUAAUCAUGGAAUGGCCAAAGCCGUCACAUUUGGAAUUGACACAAACUUCUUAGUCGCCAUUCUAGUCUGUGUGGCAAUCCUGCUGAUCUUAUUACUAGCUGUAGUGGUGCACAGAAGAAAGACCGACGACUUGUACAAAGACAUGGACGAUAUUAGAGAGAAUAUCAUCAAUUACGAAGACGAAGGAGGUGGUGAAGUCGAUACGGGAUAUGACUUGAACGUUUUCCGCGGCAUAUACGAUGCCCCACCCAUAGAUUCAAAAAUGGCACCUGUCGGACUCGAAGGACGCGCUCCAGAUACUGGUGAUGAAGUGCCCGACAUUUGUGGGUUCUUGGAUGGCAAAAAAGAAAGUUGUGACAAAGAUCCUGAAACGAACGCAUUUGAUGAUGUCAGGCAUUAUGCGUACGAAGGCAAGGGUAAUUCAGAAGGAUCUCUGUCGUCUCUCGCUUCUUGUACUGACGACGGUGACUUGAAGUUUAACCAUUUGUCGAACUUUGGUCAAAAGUUUUGGAAGUUGGCUGACAUGUAUGGGGAGGAGCCAAGCGACGAAGACAGUGAUGGCGUUGGGGAACGUGAAAGCGAAAGCUGGUGUUAAUUGAAAAGACUUUUUUAACUAUAAACACUUUAUAGAUAUUCCUGAUAUAGACAUUUUCCCGAAAUAUUUACAAAGUUGAGAAGAAGGAAACGCCACCUUACAACACUACUGUACUUAAAAGCAUAGGUGAAGGACUUGUGGCUUGGUGAAACGACGAUUUCGGUUUGUAUUCAGUUUCAGAACUUUAUGCAACACCAAAGAAUUAGAACUAACAAGAUAUACAAUACGUGAAAAAUGAAGAGACUAUCAUUCCGCGCAGUGCUGAAGUGAAUGCAUUAUUUCACGUAAUACGCCAGGCUUGGACUUUUGAAUCAUUUAGUAUUUAAUUAUAAUCAGUCUGUUGAUGAUUAUCUUGGUAAACUCCGAAGUGGGUUGGACUUUCUCAAGAUAAGAACAAUUAUUUCGGUAUACGUGAAAUAUUAAGUUCAUAUUAUUUUCACGUAUGCCUAAAGUGCUUAAUGUUUGAAGUGAACAAAAUUAUUUGAAAUUCAUACAGCGCACGAUCGAGUUGUUGGAAAUACACCCGUACCAGUGCAGGCCCUCUCUUUAUUCAUUAAUAAACGGUGUCAUGUAAUAUA